AUGGCGUUGCAGGAGAGGUUAGACAAGUUCAAGAAGCAGCAGGAGAAGUGCCAGACGACACUGUCAAGCAUUGCAGCAAGCAAGGCCGCAGCCAGCCAAAAAUCUGCCGCACAUGGAUCGGCCAAUGGAAGAAACGCGCCCUCUGCGGUUAAGUUUUCGACCGACACGGAGAGGCUUCAGCAUAUUAACAGCAUACGGAAAGCUCCUGUGGGUGCUCAGAUGAAGCGUGUGAUUGAUCUCCUUCUAGAGACAAGACAAGCUUUAACACCAGAGCAGAUAAACGAGGCAUGCUAUGUUGACAUGAAGGCUAACAAAGAUGUCUUUGAAAAUCUAAGGAAAAACCCAAAAGUGAAUUAUGAUGGUCAACGAUUCUCUUACAAGUCAAAGUAUGGUCUUAAGGACAAAACAGAACUUCUUCAACUGAUACGUAAGUAUCCUGAAGGUCUUGCUGUUAUUGAUUUAAAGGAUGCUUACCCCACUGUUAUGGAAGACUUGCAGGCUUUGAAAGCUGCAGGGCAGAUUUGGCUGCUGUCCAACUUUGAUUCACAAGAAGAUAUUGCCUACCCUAACGAUCCCAAAGUGCAUAUUAAGGUGGAUGAUGAUCUAAAACAGCUUUUCCGGAGUAUUGAAUUGCCUCGUGAUAUGAUUGAUAUAGAGAAGGAUCUUCAAAAGAAUGGAAUGAAGCCCGCCACCAACACUGCAAAGAGGAGGAGUGCAGCACAAAUUCAAGGCAUUUCUUCCAAGCCCAAGCCUAAGAAGAAGAAGAGUGAAAUCAACAAGAGAACGAAGCUGACCAAUGCCCAUCUUCCAGAGCUUUUUCAAAACUUAAAUAAUUCCUGA
Sphenostylis stenocarpa is the source of this 840-nucleotide messenger RNA. Lineage: Eukaryota; Viridiplantae; Streptophyta; Magnoliopsida; Fabales; Fabaceae. The record is from the annotation of a GenBank genome assembly.